CGCAGGGGCGUUCGGCUGCCGGCGCGCUCCCCGGGGACCGCCACCCGCCAGCAGCGGCGUGGGCGAGCCGGUGAUGGCCGCCCCCGCGCGGUACCUGCUGGGCUGAGAUGAGCGACGGCGACGGGCGCUGCGGGCGGUCGAUGGGGCAGGCAGGCGGCGGAGAGCUGGCUUCCCGGGCGCGCCGCUGAGGCAGCCCCAGGGCCGCACCGCGCCGGCCGGAGCCGCCGCCUUAUUUUUUUGUUGCUGUUCCUAUUUUUUCAUCUGUUUUUCCGCUAGCCGGUGGAGGGGGAGUUCGGUGCGCGGAGAGCACCAGUGGAGAGCGGCAGGCCAAGCUGAGCCGGGGGACGCUGGCCGGCGGUCGGCCGGGUCCGGCGAUGCGGUGCCUCGCUCUCCUCGGCCUCAUUGCCUGGGGCCUGGGGAGCUGGGCCGGGCCCAGCGGCGGAGCGUCCCCCCCGCCUUGCCCGGCCUCCUGCAGCUGCGACGGCGACCGCGGCGUGGACUGCUCCGGGAGGGGGCUGGCCGCUGUGCCCCCGGGACUCAGCGCCUUCACGCACGCCCUAGAUAUCAGCAUGAAUAACAUCACAAGGCUACCAGAGGAUGCAUUCAAGAACUUCCCCUACUUGGAAGAGCUGCGGCUGGCUGGCAAUGACCUUUCUUUUAUCCAUCCAAAGGCCUUGUCUGGGUUGAAAGAACUCAAAGUUCUAACCCUUCAGAACAAUCAGCUGAAGACUGUACCUAAUGAGGCCAUCAGAGGAUUAAGUGGUUUACAGUCCUUGCGUUUAGAUGCUAACCACAUCACUGCCAUACCAGAAGACAGUUUCGAGGGUCUGGUGCAGCUGCGGCACCUUUGGUUGGAUGACAACAGCCUGACAGAAGUUCCCAUCUACCCUCUAAGCAAUCUCCCCUCUCUGCAGGCAUUAACACUGGCUCUCAACAAAAUUACACACAUUCCUGACUAUGCAUUUACCAACCUUUCCAGUCUUGUUGUUCUACAUCUUCAUAAUAAUAAAAUAAAAACUAUAGGAAAACACUGUUUUGAUGGAUUGGACAACCUUGAAACCUUGGAUUUAAACUAUAAUAACAUGGUAGAGUUCCCUGAAGCCAUAAAAGCACUUCCAAAUCUAAAGGAGUUGGGAUUUCACAGCAACUACAUUUCCAUAAUUCCUGAUGGUGCGUUUGCAGGAAACCCCCUUCUAAGAACAAUACAUCUGUAUGAUAAUCCUUUGUCUUUUGUGGGGAACUCAGCAUUUCAGAAUCUGUCAGAUCUGCAUUCCCUGGUCAUUCGGGGUGCCAGCAUGGUGCAGUGGUUUCCUAAUUUGACAGGGACUGUUAAUCUGGAGAGCUUAACUCUAACAGGGACCAAGAUAAGCAGCAUUCCUGGGAAUUUGUGUCAAGAGCAAAAGGUGCUACGAACUCUGGACUUGUCUUAUAACAGUAUAAAAGAGCUCCCCAGUUUUAAAGGCUGCCACUCCUUGGAAGAAAUCUCCUUACAGCACAAUCAAAUCCAUGAAAUCAAAGAGGAUACCUUUCAAGGACUGUCUGCCCUUCGUAUCCUCGACCUCAGUAGAAAUCGGAUCCAUCAGAUCCACAAAGAAGCUUUCACCACUGUUGGAGCUAUUGUUAACCUAGACCUAAGCUUCAAUGAACUCACUUCAGUUCCAACCGAAGGACUGAGUGGACUGAACCAGCUUAAACUUGCAGGCAAUUCUGAGUUGAAAGAAGCUUUGGCAGCAAAGAACUUUGCAAAGCUCCGGUCCCUCUCCGUACCAUAUGCUUACCAGUGCUGUGCGUUCUGGGGUUGCGAUUCGUAUUUAAACUCGAAUGCUGAAGAUUCCCGUCACCAAGAUCAAGGAGUCUUGGUGGAUCGUGAGAAGGCUGAUACAGAUGCUCUAAGGAAUGAGGAAAACGAGGAGCUGGGACAGACUAUAAUUCACUGUACACCAGCAACAGGUGCUUUUAAGCCUUGUGAAUAUUUAUUGGGCAGCUGGAUGAUUCGACUUACUGUCUGGUUUAUAUUUUUGGUUGCUUUGUUCUUCAACCUGCUUGUGAUGUUAACAAUAUUUGCAUCCUGUGCUCCAUUGCCGUCUUCCAAACUGUUCAUAGGCCUGAUUUCUGUCUCUAACUUAUUUAUGGGAGUUUAUACUGGUAUUUUAACUUUCUUGGAUGCUGUCUCAUGGGGAAGAUUUGCUGAAUUUGGCAUAUGGUGGGAGACUGGCAGUGGUUGCAGAGUUGCUGGGUUUCUUGCAGUCUUUUCAUCAGAAAGUGCCAUUUUUUUCCUGAUGUUGGCAGCUGUUGAAAGGAGCUUCUCUGCCAAGGAGAUCAUCAAGAAGGGGAAAAGCAAUCGCCACAAACAAUUUCAGGUGGCAGCAGUGUUUGCUUUCCUGUGUGCUGUGGUAGCAGGAUGCUUACCACUGUUUUACAAAGCGGAGUACUCGGCGUCGCCCCUUUGCUUGCCCUUCCCCACUGGAGAAACACCUUCGUUAGGUUUCACCGUAACUCUGGUGCUCCUGAAUUCGUUAGCAUUUUUGCUAAUGGUUGUUAUCUACACGAAACUCUAUUGCAACCUGGAAAAAGAGGACCUCUCGGAAAACUCACAGUCCAGCAUGAUUAAGCACGUGGCUUGGCUCAUCUUCACCAACUGCAUCUUCUUCUGCCCCGUUGCGUUCUUCUCAUUUGCACCGCUGAUCACCGCGAUUUCUAUCAGCCCUGAAAUCAUGAAGUCUGUUACUUUGAUCUUUUUCCCGUUACCUGCUUGCCUGAAUCCGGUUCUGUACGUAUUCUUCAACCCAAAGUUCAAGGAAGACUGGAAGUUGCUGAGGCGCCACAUGACCAGGAAGAGCGGAGCAGUAGCGAUCGCCAUCAAUGCUCAAGGGGGCUGCGUGCCGCAGGAUUUCUACUAUGACUGCAGCAUGUACACCCACCUGCAGGGGAACAUUGCUGUGUGCGAGUGCUGCGAGUCGCUCCUCUUGUCCAAGCCUGUGCCCUGUAAACAUUUAAUAAAAUCCCACAGCUGCCCUGCACUGGCAGUGGUGCCUUGCCAAAGGCCAGACGGCUACUGGUCGGACUGCGGCACCCAGUCAGCCCACUCCGACUACGCGGACGAGGACGACUCCUUCGUGUCGGACAGCUCAGACCAGGUGCAGGCCUGCGGCCGUGCCUGCUUCUACCAAAGCCGGGGGUUCCCUUUGGUUCGCUAUGCCUACAACAUACCCAGGAUUAAAGACUGAAGGCCUCUGGCCAUCAGCUGCUCUAAUAAAGAGCUACAAUGCUUCGUAGACCCUUGCCUGUUUGGACCUUUGGAGCAGGAAGCACUUUUGUAAUCGUCGUGUAGUGUCGUUGGUAAAGAAGGGAAGCGGGCAGUAACUUCUUGAGCCAUACAGUUAAAAAUAAUUCAACAAAUAAAUCAGUUGCCCUGACUGUAAAUAGUCGGUAAACCAAAUUUGUUACCCAAUAUUUUUGCUCUCUCCACGCAACGGUGGUUUCUUUUAUACAGUUUUUUUACAUGGUAAUGGUGUGGUUCCACGUUGUACUCCAGUUGUACUUUGCUUCUGCUGUUGGCAAGUGAUGAUGCAUUACUUCAGGUGAACCACAGCGAGAUUCUUCAGUAUUAUGCAGUUGGGUCACACUGCUGGAAGGAAUAUCAGUGCAUCAGCGGGGUUAGCAGUGCUGUCAGUGCUUACAGCUCGUGUCUUUCCAGAAAGACUGCCUAACACUGCAGCCUGUUGAAUGUUACAGCACCCCACUAAUACCUAUGAAUAAACCGAGAUUUUAGCAAAUGGAGGGAAACCAGAAAGCAGUUUUGCAGUAAAGAAAAGCAUUUCUGCAUAGUCACUGAUUUUCAUGUCAAUCAGUGCAAUAUCUUUAAACCAGUCAAGUCCUGAGACCCAAAUGAUUUAAGUACAAUCAGUGAUCCAUUCAUCUGUAUUUAGUCUGAAAUCUGAUUGAUAUAAAGCUAUCAAUGCAUGAUUAAGUAAUGAUGUCUGUUUCUUCAACAAUACACUAAAUCAAAAGCGAAUCCACUGCCAUCCCAGUUCCUCUGGAGACAUUCUGGUUAAGAUUUUAAAGCUAGAUUGCUAUUUUGAGAAUUAAACUGUAUAUACUGUUCAUACAAUGAAUUUUUAUCUUUGUAUUGUAAAUUAUUUGAUAGAACACAUGAUGGGAAAUGUGGCUUCAGUUCAUUUUGUUAAUUAAAGCUACCUCCUAAACAAUAGUGGCUGCCAGUAGCAGAAUGUUUAAAAAGUGGUUUAUAUACUUUUUUGCAUUGUAAAUAGACAUGGUUGUAUAUUGUCACUGUAAUAAAAACAGAAUCCUUGUAUAUCAAAAUCACGUAGUUUGUACAAAGUAUGGGAGGAUUAUUUACUGUAUGCUGUUAAUUUUGUAAGCCAAGAUAUUCACAUGUAAAAACAAAAGGAGAAGAAACCCAACCCAGAGUCGUUAAUUCUUAUAUUUACACUCAUGAAUAUUACAUCUGCAAUUAGCAUGGAAUGUUACACUGAAAGCAAAUAAAGGGUACCUGAAUAUUGAUGGUUAUUAAAUCUCUGUUUUUCAAAAGUUAAGACUGAGAAUUGUGCACAUGUAAAUUUACUGAGCAUAAAUAAUGU
Molecule: messenger RNA, 4601 nt
Organism: Dryobates pubescens (Downy woodpecker)
Lineage: Eukaryota; Metazoa; Chordata; Aves; Piciformes; Picidae
Gene: LGR4
Product: leucine rich repeat containing G protein-coupled receptor 4
Exons: 19
Coding region: 375-3227 (950 amino acids)
Biological process (GO): G protein-coupled receptor signaling pathway
Cellular component (GO): membrane
Molecular function (GO): G protein-coupled receptor activity; protein binding; protein-hormone receptor activity
Source: RefSeq, a predicted model, not a curated record